Molecule: messenger RNA, 3128 nt
Organism: Tripterygium wilfordii
Lineage: Eukaryota; Viridiplantae; Streptophyta; Magnoliopsida; Celastrales; Celastraceae
Product: probable receptor-like protein kinase At3g17420
Exons: 9
Coding region: 956-2950 (664 amino acids)
Biological process (GO): protein phosphorylation
Molecular function (GO): protein kinase activity; ATP binding
Source: RefSeq, a predicted model, not a curated record
UUUUGUCAAGGGAAUGCGGAUUCUGUAACCUACAGAUGCUGCAGAAUGGUCUGACUCUAAACAAGAAGCAAUUUAGACACAGAAAAUGAACUGUUAAGCAAGACAAAUUUAGGAAUCUGACCAGAGACAGACAGCAGAAGAGAAGAAAACUUGUAGAAUAUGCAUUACAGAAAUCUUUAGAGGUCAUAAUCAUCCAGAUGAGCAGAACUAUGAAACAACUGGGUUUUAUUAAUCAGAAGCCUUGUGAAUGUGACUGGUUUAAACAUCCCAUUGAGCUCCAUUACCUAUGACUACAGAGUCACUUUUUGGCCGACUUGCUGAAAGAAACAAAACAAGCACCAUGGACAAAAACAAAGGGAUUUAUAUGACCUGCACUAUGAAUUCCACAUAUAUUACCAUGCAGCUGGAAAGCCAAGUCUUUGUCUCUAAUGUUGAUAAAGCAAUAUACAAAUCAUUUGCUCAUAAGAACAGGCUCCUUCCUCGGUUAACUACUUCGGUUUCAUCGCUGCAACAUUCUUGUGUCUGUCAGCAUUCAGCAAGCAAUCAAAAGCCAGAAAAUUUUGUUUUGGAAAUGAAUAAAGCAUAGGAAUCAACAACAUAUACAUUAUAUCCUCUUCCAACAAGGUGAAGAAGAAAGUCCUAGACACAUUCCUGGCUUGCCUCUGGAGUCUAGAGUUGCUUUUUAAAGAGUACGACAGCAUCAGUCACACAGGAGAUAUUCUGGAAAGUUUGUGUUACUUCUUGCUUUCUCAGAUUCCUUUCAUUUUACAUGCAAUCUUCCAAGUUCCAAUACCUUUGGUUGCUUCCACUCCUUUUUAACAGGACAUCUGUGAUCUUAAAUUACAGUGAUUCUGAUGGUGUGAUCUUAACUGGUCAGGUAUCGGUUCGCGUGUUCUUGCUUCAUAGAGAAAGAGAAGUUAGAACAUAGAAAGCAGAAUCUUAAACAAGAUAAAUCAUGUCUACAGAAGCUCAGAGAGUGGUGGUAAUCCAGGACGCAUCAAGGAAUGAUGUUAGUGCAGGUGCAAUCGGAUGGGUCCUGCAAGGCUUAUCACUUAAGCCUGGAGAUGUGCUUACACUCCUUGGAAUUCUUCACCAGGUUAACCCCCCAAUGGUAUACAGGGUCAGCGUGGACUCCAGCUCAAGAAAGAUAGAAGAGUAUCAACACAAUGAGGAAAUCACGAAAAUCGCUAAGCAGUGUGAAAGAGAACAGAUCAAGUUUCACAUAGAGGUGCGCACAGGACCUUCAGGGAAUAUUGCUAUAAAAGCUGCCACAUGUUUAAGAGCUACAUGGGUGAUACUUGAUAGGCAGAUGAAGAAGAACAAGAAAUACUUCAUGGAUAAUCUCUCAUGUGGUCUAUCAUGGAUAAAACGUGACAACACUAUUGAAAAGCUGAGAGAACCAAUACCAAGAGAAAACGCCAAACUGGCCAUAGAAACAUCAAAACCAAGAGACAGUGUUAUAUAUGAUGAAAUGAUACAAGGAAGCCCAAAGGAAAAAGUCUCUCCUCAAAGCUUAGGCAAAGAACAAGACGUUGAUGAUUGCGAUGAAACUGCUCCUCUACUACAUAGAAAAUCAUCCUCAUUAUGUAAAUCCUCUUCUAGCGAACAGCUGACAACAACGUCAGUUCUAACUUCAAGUCUAAGCCAUACUGAAGCAUCAAGCUCAAGUUUUACCGAUGUGAAGAGAUCCUCCAUCUUGCAUUUUCAGGAGGAAGACAUCACCACAAAUACAGAACUAGAAACAGUGGAGGAGCAAUCCCCGUUUUCUUUUGUUGAGAGUCCAGAGAGGGGUCAGAAAGAAGUGUGUAAUACAGGAAGCCCCCAAGACCAACUAAUGCAACAUAACCACAACUUUGAUUGGAUGGGAGGGAUUCCUGUAGACGAGGAAUUCAAGAAUGCAGUUUGCCCAAUAUGCAAGAAUAGACGACCAAAAAUAGGCUGGAAGAGGGACUUCACUUGUGCAGAGCUCCAAGCUGCAACAGAAGGAUUUUCCCUAAAGAACUUUCUCUCAGAAGGUGGCUUUGGUUUUGUAUAUAGAGGAGAGCUGAAUGGGCUGAAGAUCGCUGUAAAGCAACAUAAGAAUGCAAGCUUGCAAGGAGAAAAGGAGUUCAAGUCUGAAGUUCAGUUCCUCAGCAAAGCCAGACAUGAGAAUUUGGUCAUGCUGCUGGGCUCAUGUUCAGAUGGAAACAGCAGGCUGCUUGUUUAUGAAUACAUCUGUAAUGGUUCAUUAGACCAACAUCUAUCAAAGCACGCUCGUAGACCUCUCAGUUGGGAAAAGAGGAUGAAGAUAGCUAUGGGUGCUGCCAAAGGUUUACUAUAUCUGCAUUACAACAACAUCAUACACGGAGAUAUGAGACCAAACAACAUUCUUGUAACACAUGACUAUGAGUCAAUGCUUGGAGAUUUUGGCCUGGCAAGAACUCAACAAGAAGACUCAGAUCACUCCUCAGAGACAAGAUUGGUGGAAACACUGGCACCAGAAUAUGCAGAAUGUGGAAAAGUGUCAAAGAAGACAGAUGUUUAUUCCUUUGGGGUGGUGCUACUACAACUGAUCACUGGAUUGAAGACUACAGACAAAAGACUUGGUGGAAAAAGUCUUGUUGGAUGGGCAAGGCCAUUACUGAAAGAAAGGAACUACCCGGACUUGAUCGAUCAUAGGAUCUUGGACUCACAUGAUGUGCAUCAACUGUUUUGGAUGGUUAGAAUUGCAGAAAAAUGCCUGAGCAAGCAUCCUCAGAAACGAUUAACAAUGGAUCAUGUGGUGUGCGCCUUAAAUUACCUAAUGGAAGCGAGCGCGAAUUGCAGCAUCACAGACUUGUCGCCAUUACAAUCAGAUUCAGUGAAGAGCAUUCGUGGCUCCUCCGAGUCGCAAGGAGAUGACGCUGACGCACCUUCUAGCAUAGACAGUCGUAUUUUGAGCGAAGAAGGGUGGUUACUGUGCCGGCCUUAAUAUAUGGGCCUUAUUGCAACAUGGGCUUGACAAGGGAAGUUAUCGGGCCAUGAAUGGGUUAUGAAUCUGGACUACCCAAUCGCGGGCUGGACAUUGAGCAGUCCAAAUUUCAAUAAUUGUGUUUUUUUCAGAUGAACAUCGUUGGGGAUUGGGGUAAUCUGCUAUUGUUAAAAAACAA